AUGAUAACCAGAGGUGAGUUGGCAGAUUACCUCGCACUAAAAGAGCAUGUGAAGCCUAGGGAGGCCAAUCCUCGUAAAGUAAAGGGAAAUCAAGUAAAAGUCAUUCAUGCGAUACAUGGGAGGUCAAAGGAUGACCAAGAGUCAGAAGAAGUGUACCGCUCCAGAUUGAGGGCAACCUACAAACUAAGGAAGUUAUCAUCGGUAAACACUAUCACUUCAGACAGUAUUAGUAUUGGGUUCGGCGAUGGAGAUUUAUCCAGAGUUCAACUUCCCCACGAAGAUCUACUAGUCAUCAGUCUUCUAGUAACAAAUUGCAUGAUCAAAAGAGUUUUGGUGGACCCAGGUAGCAGCGCCAAUAUUAUAACAAAGGCGGUCUUUAAGCAACUAGAGAUCCCUUCAUCAUCAAUUCAGCCCACCUCUAGUCCUUUGAUGGGGUUCAAUGGGACAAAUGUCGACCCCAUUGGGGUAAUUAAUUUAUCUGUUAUUGCGGCAAAAAAGACACUGAAGGAAAACUUUGUUCUAAAAAAAAUCCAUCAUUCUUAUAAUCUCAUUAUAGGAAGAGGUUCGAUCCACCGAAUGAAUGAGGUCCCGUCUACCUUUCAUCAGGUGAUGCGAUGCUUGUCUCCAGAUGGAAAAGAGGUUAUUAAUCUUUGGGUGAUCAAGUCGCUGCUAAAAACUGCUACAUGCUGA
Cornus florida is the source of this 690-nucleotide messenger RNA. RefSeq lists its product as uncharacterized. NCBI's taxonomy places the organism in Eukaryota, Viridiplantae, Streptophyta, Magnoliopsida, Cornales, Cornaceae. The record is from RefSeq and is a predicted model, not a curated record. The transcript has a single exon. The coding region runs from base 1 to 690 and encodes 229 amino acids.